This is a messenger RNA of Cajanus cajan (pigeon pea), 2214 nucleotides long. RefSeq names its product E3 ubiquitin-protein ligase At1g12760. NCBI's taxonomy places the organism in Eukaryota, Viridiplantae, Streptophyta, Magnoliopsida, Fabales, Fabaceae. The record is from RefSeq and is a predicted model, not a curated record.
GAAAAGAAGAUACUGCGAAGUAACACCGCAAGGAAGCAACGGAAGUGUGCAUGACAGCCUUUGUGUGAUUGCGACCCCGUUCCUCUUUCCCUCCGUCACAAUCCCCCAAACCCCAUACGACGCCGUUUCCCUUUCCUCUGUCGUUUCUUUCGCUCCUUCCCUCACUCCCGAUGCGUUUCUCCAUCUCAUUCCGCGUUGUCGUUUUCGUCGCGCCUCGCUUUGCCUCGCGAUUCUUCGAGUCAACGCUUCCGUUUCGCUUCUUUUAAUCGCCGAUUCCUUCGCAGAGUGAAGCACGCUUUCUUUCCUCACUCUCUCAGGUUCUAAUCGGUGUUUUUUCGUGUGUGAUUAAGUCACUUGCGGGAAUUAGGUUAGGUUUGAACGACGCUUAGCCGUUUGCCGUUGCUGAUGGAGCGGCCUGGGAGCUUAAACGGCAGUCAGCAUGUUAUAGAAAUAGCUGGGAGUGCCGAUGCUUCCACAUCGUCUGCCUCAUAUCUUGAUAGACAUUCUAAUGGUGGAGAUGCAAUGCAGCAUGAAGAAAGAAUGAGCGGUGCAAGGAUGCCUCUUUCUCAGCCUUCGAUUUUAGCUACUAGUGUAUCUAAUGGAUCAAAUAGUAGGAAUUCCUCGUUCAUAAGACGUGGGGAUACUCGGCGGAAUAGGAGUCCUGUGCAUUCGGGGUUAUGGAUAUCUAUUGAGCUGGUCCUCUUAGUGAGCCAGAUAGUUGCAUCUAUCGUUGUUUUGUCCUUGUCAAGGCAUGAGCAUCCGCGUACACCAUUGUUUCAAUGGAUCAUUGGUUAUGCUUCUGGAUGUGCUGCUACCCUCCCUUUGCUAUAUUGGCGGUAUUAUCAUCAUAACCAUAUGCGAGAGCAAGAUUCAUCUCAAUCACGGCAAACUUCUCCUCGGAUUAAUGAUCCUUCAGGGACACUUCUUUUCAGUUCCAGAACUGGUGGUGGCGAAGAUGGUCAGGCUGCUGUUGUGUCCUCCCGAAGCAAUCAAACUUCAGUAUUGAUGAAUAGAAGAAUGAAGACACUAGUGGAAUACUUCAAAAUAUCUUUAGAUUGCUUUUUUGCUGUAUGGUUUGUUGUUGGAAAUGUAUGGAUCUUUGGGGGACAUUCAUCUUCUGAGGAAGCUCCUAACUUGUACAGGCUAUGUAUAGUGUUUCUUGCAUUUAGCUGUAUUGGUUAUGCUAUGCCCUUCAUUCUCUGUUCAACAAUCUGCUGUUGUCUCCCUUGUAUAAUUUCCAUCCUUGGGGUUAGAGAGGAUAUGUCACAAAACAGAGGGGCAACUUCUGAAUCCAUUAAUGCUUUGCCAACUUACAAGUUCAAGAUGAAGAAAAAUAAAAGAAAUGGCGAAGGCAACUCAGGUGCUGUUGAAGGUGGAGUUGUGGCUGCAGGAACUGAAAAGGAACGUGUGAUAUCUGGAGAAGAUGCGGUUUGCUGCAUCUGCCUGGCAAAGUAUGAAAAUAACGACGAGUUGAGAGAAUUGCCUUGCUCUCAUCUUUUCCACAAAGACUGUGUCGAUAAAUGGUUGAAAAUAAAUGCAUUGUGCCCUCUUUGCAAGAGUGAUGUUGGUGAGAACUUAACAGGAUCAGUUUCUGUAGAAGAUGCUAGCCAACAACGCACUGAUAAUGGCCUCACAAAUACCUCAGUUUAGUCAAGUUUAUAAAUAUACAAUUUGGAUCCUCUCAUUUUCCUUGAGAACUGGAUAAUCUCGUCUGGCAAGUUAAGAGAGACAGAGAGAGAGAGAAUUGAUCACCUAUUUAUAUAACUGGUGGACCCUGCACAGGUAAUGGUGGGUAACUCAUCACCUAUUUAUGAAACAGAUGAAGCCUGCACAGGCAAUGUGAGUUCCUAUACAAUAAACUGUAUUUCUCUCUCUCGUAACAAGAAGCUCGUCUUCAAAAGGAAAAAGAAAUCAUCAGAAGCCCCUUUUACACAUGCACACUUGGUACUUGUAAAGUUUUUUCUAUGGAAGGAUGUUGAUUGAGGUCAUCCAUUCCAUAUCAUUUUUGUUGAUUUAUUUUCUUUUUCUUGUUGGAACUGUAAGUUGGCCGAUAAGAGGCAUAGUGAUGCGGCUGAUUGUUCAAGGGACGCUCAUCAUGGCCAUAAGCUGUUUGCUAUUGACAUUGGGAGUUAAAGCGUAUGAUUUCAUGUAAAUGGGUCACAGGAAUAUAUACAAUCUGAGGUUAGUUCCAUUUUCACUAUUUGGCAAUUGUCA